AUGCAGCCGGCAGUGUGUUGGUGGCGCUAUGUUAGGCGCGCAGCCUUCGCUUCACCAUCUGUCCCAUUCCCAGCAACCGCACACCGUUCGCACAAGCUAAGCUUUCUCGCUAACUCAACGUCAACACGUUGUCAUUCUUCGUUUUCUGCGGCAACGGACGUGCAGCGUUUUUGCGGUGCUCAUCUUUCCAGUGUUUCCAGCAACAUCAACCUUCUGCGUCCGGUUGGGGUCUCGCGUUUUAAGCAUCCGGUUCGUGAAUUUACCAAUAGCACACCAACGAUGACGGCCAGCAAAUAUCAGACUGCAGAACGUGGCGCUCCCAACUCCACGGACUACCGGGUGUACUUCAAGAACGAAAACGGACAGUCCAUUUCACCUUUGCAUGACAUUCCGCUGUACGCGAACGAUGAGCAAACCGUCUACAAUAUGGUGGUGGAGGUCCCGCGCUGGACAAAUGCGAAGAUGGAAAUUAGUUUGGGCGAGGGUUUGAAUCCGAUCAAGCAGGAUGUGAAGAAGGGCAAACUGCGCUUCGUCGCUAACUGCUUUCCGCAUCAUGGCUACAUCUGGAACUAUGGUGCCUUCCCGCAAACGUGGGAAAACCCGGACCACCUGGACGCGGAUACUGGCUGCAAGGGCGAUAAUGAUCCAAUCGAUGUACUGGAAAUUGGAUCUCGCAUUGCCAAGCGGGGUGAGGUGAUGCAGGUGAAAAUUCUCGGCACCAUUGCGCUUAUCGAUGAGGGCGAAACCGACUGGAAGAUCAUCACCAUUAAUGUGAACGAUCCGGUCGCAGAUCAGCUGAACGAUAUCGGUGAUGUUGAGACUGUGUUUCCGGGUUUGCUGCGUGCCUCGGUCGAAUGGUUCAAGAUUUACAAGAUCCCGGACGGCAAGCCGGAAAAUCAGUUCGCUUUUAAUGGCGAAGCGAAGGAUGCGGCAUUCGCGACAAAAACGGUCGCUGAUACGCACCGGUUUUGGCAGCAGUUGGUUAAUAAGGAGGUGGACAAUAAUGGAAUUUCUUGCCUGAACACUACAGUCGAUGGAUCACCCUAUCUGGUAGCUAAUGAUGCCGCAGAUGAAGUGUUUACCAAGAGCGCUACCGGUGGUAAUCCCGAGCCUGCUAGUGAAGCGCUCCACAAAUGGCACUUCCGGUCGGAGAACAGCUACUCGAAGCUGUAA
Anopheles marshallii is the source of this 1173-nucleotide messenger RNA. It is a transcript of the gene Nurf-38, whose product is annotated as inorganic pyrophosphatase. Bases 1 to 1173 code for a protein of 390 amino acids. The record is from RefSeq and is a predicted model, not a curated record. Gene Ontology annotation, molecular function: inorganic diphosphate phosphatase activity; magnesium ion binding. The transcript has 4 exons. NCBI's taxonomy places the organism in Eukaryota, Metazoa, Arthropoda, Insecta, Diptera, Culicidae. Gene Ontology annotation, cellular component: cytoplasm. Gene Ontology annotation, biological process: phosphate-containing compound metabolic process.